Molecule: messenger RNA, 2556 nt
Organism: Benincasa hispida (wax gourd)
Lineage: Eukaryota; Viridiplantae; Streptophyta; Magnoliopsida; Cucurbitales; Cucurbitaceae
Source: RefSeq, a predicted model, not a curated record
AUGAAUGGUGCAAGGGGAUCAUCUCCCUCACGUUUUAGAUGGAGUUUUGAUGUAUUCUUAAGUUUUAGGGGUGGGGAUACUCGUUCCAAUUUCACGAGCCAUCUUAAUAUGGCUUUGCGUCAAAAAGGAAUCAAUGUCUUCAUAGAUAACAAGCUUUCAAGGGGUGAAGAAAUUUCUGCAUCUCUCUUGGAAGCUAUUGAAGAAUCGAAGAUCUCGAUCGUUAUAAUCUCUGAAAAUUAUGCAUCUUCGAGUUGGUGUUUGAAUGAACUGGUGACAAUCAUCAUGUGUAACAAAUCAAGAGAACAACUUGUUUUACCAGUUUUUUACAAAGUGGAUCCAUCUCAUGUAAGAAAACAAAUUGGAACAUUUGGAGAAGAAUUUGUCAAACUUCAAGUUAGAUUCUUCAACAAGAUGGAAGCAUGGAGGGAGGCUCUGACUACUGUUUCCCACAUGUCUGGAUGGGUUCUAGGCAAAGAUGAUGAUGAAGCAAAUAUGAUUUCAAACAUUGUUCAAGAAGUUUGUGAGAAAUUAGAUCGUGUAACAGCACAGUUGCCCGUUGCUAAAUAUCCAGUUGGAAUUAACAGACAAGUUAUGAGUUUACUCUCUCAUGUUAUGAUUGAUGGAACUAGAAUGGUUGGAUUAUAUGGGAUUGGAGGUAUGGGUAAGACAACUUUGGCCAAAGCUUUAUACAAUAGAAUUGCUCAUAAAUUUGAAGGUUGUUGCUUUCUAGCAAAUAUUGGAGAAGCUUGUAAGCUAUAUGAGGGCCUAAUUCAGCUCCAGAAGCAACUACUUUCUGAGAUUUUAAUGGAAGACUUCAAAGAACCUUUCAAUCUCCAUAGUCGAAUUUACACCAUAAUGAAAAGACUACGCUCAAAAAAGAUUCUCUUGAUUCUUGAUGAUAUAGAUAAGAGUGAACAAUUAGAGACAUUGGCGGGUGGACGUGAUUGGUUUGCACCUGGUAGCAAGAUCAUUGCGACAACAAGAAAUGGAAAGUUACUUUCUAAUCAUGGAUUUGAUAGAUUGGAAAAAGUUAACGGAUUGAAUGCCAAUGAAGCUCUUGAGCUUUUUAGCUGGCAUGCUUUUAAGAAUAGACAUCCUUCGAAUGAUUAUUUGGGCCUUUCAAAACGUGUUGUACGUUAUUGUAAAGGUCUUCCCUUAGCUCUUGAAUUGUUAGGUGCAUUCCUUUAUUCUACCGAGCAAUCCAAGUUUAAACGUAUAUUGGAUGAAUAUGAAAACUCGUACCUUGAUAAAGAUAUUAAAGAUAUACUUCAAAUAAGUUAUGAUGGACUUGAAGAAGAUGUAAAAGAAAUUUUCCUCUACAUUUCUUGUUGUUUUGUACAAGAAGAUAUAGACAAGGUUAAAAUGAAGUUAGAGGCAUGUGGAUGUGUAGGUUUGGAAGAGGGAAUUACGAAACUCAUGAAUCUAUCACUUCUUACCAUCGAUAAAUUCAAUCGGAUUGAAAUGCAUGACUUGAUACAACAAAUGGGUCGCACAAUUCAUCUUUUGCAGACUUCUAAAUCUCUUAAAAGAAAAGGAUUAUUGAUUGAAAGAGAUGCUAUGGAUGUGUUAAAUGGAGAUACGGAAGCAAGAGCAGUGAAAACCAUAAAAUUGAACUUUGAUCAGCCUACUGAGCUAGACAUUGAUUCAAGAGCUUUUGAAAAAGUGAAAAACUUGGUAGUGCUCAAUGUUCACAAUGCCACAUCUUCAAAAAGUCUCGACUUUCUACCAAGUAGCUUAAGGUGGAUCGGUUGGUAUACAUUUCCUUUUUCAUCUUUGCCUUCAAGCUACUCGAUGGAGAAACUUAUUGAACUCAAAUUGCCAAGUAGCUCCAUCAAACAUUUUGGAAAAGGAUUUAUGAAUUGUGAAUGGUUGAAGCAUAUAGAUCUUCGUUACUCAAUGUUUUUGGAGGAAAUUCCAGAUUUAUCCGCUGCAAUAAACCUCGAAAGAGUUGGAAUCUUUUUGGGGUGUAGAAAUUUAGAAUAUGUAGAUGAAGGAUUCAAACAACUCAUAUUAAUGAAUUAUGAGAUUCCAGAAUGGUUCAGUUACAAGGGUAUAAACAAUCCAAUUAUGUUUUUUAUGCCAUUUAAUUAUCUAGGUCGGAGAUUGAAAGUUUUUGCUCCUUGCGUUAAAUUUCAAGUUAAUCAUGUUACCCGACAUCAUUGGCCAAUGAUGCUUGAAUGUGAAGUGUUUAUCAACGACAUUCAAGUAUGGAGUUCUGAAGAAUCUGAGGAUUCCUUUCUUGAACACCCAUGGAGAAGGUUGGUCAUAGAAGUAUCACCAUGUGAGUAUAUGUGGUUGAUUGUACUCAAUCCUCAUAGAGAUUUCUACCAAGAUUGGGAUGAUUUGAUGGAGAAAUCACCAGAGAUUGAUCCAAGUAUGCCAUGUUUUGGGAGUAAUUCAAUGGAAAUGGACGAUAAUAUUCCAAAUGAUGAUUGGAAUUAUGUUGGUAGAAGUAUUUGGAAGAAAUUUACGGUAUCAUUUGAGCUUAAUCCCAUGUUUACGGACACUAUAAUAAGUAUAACAAGUUGUGGUGUUCAUGUCAUCAUGGAGGAAUGA